AUGCACGAACGAUCUGCGGUCCACUUACGAGCUAUAAACAAGUGGCUUCAAACUGAACAAAAUUUUCGCACUGGCAAUCUACUUGAUAAAGAGUGCGAAACAUUUUUAAGACUUGAAACGGCACGAUACGAACAAGUUUUCCAAAGAAUAACUGCUGUUAUUUUAUAUUUUGCGCAACAUAAUUUAGCUUUCCGAGGAAGUUCCGAUACUUUGUACACACCGCACAAUGGUAAUUUUUUGGGUUUAAUACAAUUAAUUGCAAAAUUUGAUUCUGUUCUAAAUGAUCAUUUAAACAGAACAGCCAUAAAAGGGCAACAUUAUUUAUCGCAUUCAAUUCAAAACGAAUUAAUAAGUGCAAUGGCAAAUAAAGUACAAAAAGUAAUUAUCGAUGCAAUAAGGAGAGCAAAAUAUUAUUCCAUUUUAUUUGAUUGUACACCAGAUGUGAGCCAUCAAGAGCAAUUAUCGGUUGUUCUUCGUUAUGUCAACAUAACAGACGAGGAGGUCGAAAUCAAGGAACAUUUUAUCAAAUUUGAAAUAGUUUACGAUACAACAGGAAAAGGGCUAUCUGAAACUAUCAUGCUCAUUCUGGAUCAGUUGGGAAUAAAAAUAUCCGACUGUCGCGGACAAGGAUAUGAUAACGGUGCCAAUAUGAGGGAAAUAUAUCAAGGAGUACAAGCAAAUAUAUUAUGUGUAAAUCCUAAAGCGUUUUACGUACCAUGCGGUAGUCACAACUUGAAUUUGUUAUUGGGAGAUAUAGCAAAAUCAUCAACCCAAGCACUACAUUUUUUUGGUGUUUUACAAAAGAUUUACACGAUAUUUGCAGCAUCGACAUCGCGUUGGGAUGUUCUAAAAAAACACGUUGAAAAAAUUACACCUAAACCAUUAUCAGAAACUAGGUGGGAAUGCCGUUUUGAUAGUGUGAAGGCUAUUCGAUUUCAAGUUCGCCAAUUUCGAAAUGCCUUGAUCGAAAUUGGCAACAACGCAUCUGACAAUAAAUUGAAAAUUGAAAUUUUGUCUAUAGUGCGCAAGAUAAAUGAAUUUGAAUUUAUUGCCAGUCUUAUCAUUUGGUACGAAAUAUUAUCAAAAAUUAACAUCGUCAGCAAAGUAUUGCAAAAUCAAAAGAUGCAAAUCGAUUUGGCCAGGAAGCAUCUGAAAGGUCUUAACGUAUUCUUUGCGGAAUACAGAAAUGAAGGAUUUAGCAAAGCUAUGAUCGCAGCAAAUGAAGUUGUAAAGGAAAUGGACAUAAUACCAGAUUUCAAAUCAUCAUACAGGGGCAAAAAAUGGAAAUUAUUCGAUUAUGGACAGGAUGAAUCAUCGACGAUCAGCGACAAAGAAUACUUCCGUGUACAUUACUUUUUAAAAAUAAUAGAUACUGCGUUAGUAUCCUUUAAAAGUAGAUUCGAAUUAUAUGCAAAUCACCAAAAUAUUUUUGGUUUUCUAUACAUGAAUGAGAUUGGGAAUUUAGAUGAUGAAUAUUUAUUAAAGUGUUGUGAAGAUCUUCACUUACAUUUGGAAGGAGAUUUCGACGGAACUGAAAUGUUUGAAGAAAUUAAGAUGUUCCGGUCAAUAACGCAAACCAAUUAUUCGGCUUUAGAUUCGAUGAAUUACAUUGUAAAGAACAAUCUCUCGGAAGCAUAUCCAAAUUUAUUAAUCGCAUUACAAAUUAUGUUAACGACGCCAGUAACCGUGGCUUCAGCAGAACGUAGUUUCUCGCGGUUGAAACUAAUAAAAAAUUAUCUGCGAUCAUCGAUAAGCCAAGAGAGAUUUUCAUCUCUGGCUAUUCUGUCAAUAGAAAGUGAAGUAGCAAAUUCAAUCGAUUUUGAUGAUGUUAUCAAAGAUUUGUCGUCGAAAAAAGCGAGAAAAAUUAUUUAA
Dufourea novaeangliae is the source of this 1872-nucleotide messenger RNA. Its product is annotated as zinc finger MYM-type protein 1-like. Lineage: Eukaryota; Metazoa; Arthropoda; Insecta; Hymenoptera; Halictidae. Bases 1 to 1872 code for a protein of 623 amino acids. The record is from RefSeq and is a predicted model, not a curated record. Gene Ontology annotation, molecular function: protein dimerization activity. The transcript has a single exon.